CAAGAAACUCGAUAGAAGAGCUGUGCAAAAAAUUAUUCUUCACGCUAUUGUAUUCAGCAUAUAUCAAUUGGUAGUUCCUCCGUUCAGGUGGCAACACCGCCGCGAAGAGCUCUAUCAACAGAACCAUAAGCUUGCCAUCUAUAUCGGAUUAGCCAGAAGCCACUCACCCAUUAAUCAAUCAACGGGUCUAAAAUUGCCCCAAAAAAACAGCCAUCUUGGUAUGCUAACAAAACAACAUACCUCGUAGUUGAUUCACAAAUGCCAUGGACAAGACAGUUGAAGCAAUAGUGAAUUUUGUGAAUGACUGCUCUGCAGUUGAGCGAACGCUCAAACUCCUCCAAUCUCUAUCUCAAAUAGGUGCCACUUUUGGACCUCCUGGGAGCCACCAGGUCCUUCGGUGGACUACAGCAGGGAAUCAAUUUGCUCUAGGUAAGGCAUCCCACGGUCAUUUCCAUCGAAGUAUAAUUCCUGGCAGAUUAGCACCUGAUACAAUCGAGAAUAGGCAGGCGCUACCUAUACUUCUUCAAAUGGAUAAAUUGCUGGAUGACGGCGUAUAGACUUUUGCAAGGCUCCAAAAAACCAUCAAGCAAAUAUUCAACAAAUGGCGAAAAGACUCAAGUCCAAUUCACCCCAACAGGCUUUAAGACGAGCGGCAAUCAUGAUAACAUCAAGAGUCUCCUCGGGGCUCUCAAGUUUAGUUUGUUGGGAAUGUUUUUGUUCCUUGAGAUGUUCACUAUCCUUAACGCCAUGUCAAUCACUGAUCACGGAUGGGCUAGAUCUUUACAACUCGAGGCGUGGAAACUAUGGUUCUACUCCCUCAUAGUCUCCGUUUCCCUCGGUCUCUACGAAUUGUUUCGGCUAUCUUCGAAGCCACCACAAGCCCUUAAAUCUGGAAGCAGCAAAGACGAGAAAUCGCAGGGCAUUCCAACCACUACGGCGUCAGUCACUCGGCAACGGCAAACUCUACACAACGCCCUUGUAGCUGAUAUAUCUGAUUUGAUUAUCGGCGCUUGCGUAACAGGCUACUUCCUCCUUGACCCUGUCACGGCUGGCAUCGCAGGGACCAUCAGCGCAGCAAUUGCGAUGAGGGAGGCCUGGAAGAGAGUCAACCCUUAAGUUAUUGUGGGAAUUUGGAGGAGGCAGUGAAGGUAAGCAUAAACUUACCACAUGACAGCGAUAAGGUCUACACCGCUAUGGCGGCAGGGCAGACAGGGAAGAAGAAGAAGAAGAAGAAGAA
Messenger RNA from Cladophialophora immunda, 1237 nucleotides. RefSeq lists its product as hypothetical. Bases 544 to 1116 code for a protein of 190 amino acids. Lineage: Eukaryota; Fungi; Ascomycota; Eurotiomycetes; Chaetothyriales; Herpotrichiellaceae. Gene Ontology annotation, biological process: regulation of peroxisome size; peroxisome fission. The record is from RefSeq and is a predicted model, not a curated record. Gene Ontology annotation, cellular component: peroxisomal membrane. The transcript has 4 exons.